This is a messenger RNA of Chionomys nivalis (European snow vole), 1738 nucleotides long. RefSeq names its product ankyrin repeat and LEM domain-containing protein 1-like. Bases 1 to 1638 code for a protein of 545 amino acids. The record is from RefSeq and is a predicted model, not a curated record. The transcript is spliced from 9 exons. Gene Ontology annotation, molecular function: endonuclease activity; protein binding. NCBI's taxonomy places the organism in Eukaryota, Metazoa, Chordata, Mammalia, Rodentia, Cricetidae.
AUGGCCAAUGCUGCCCGGCAACUGUUGGUCACACUGCGCGAGGAAGAUCCGCGGGCUGUGGAGGAGCUGCUGCACCUCGGGGCGGACCCCAGCCUGGUGCUGGAGGAUGGCAUGGCGGCGGUGCACCUGGCGGCCCGAGCUCGCCAUCCGCGCGCCCUGCAUUGCCUCCGGAUCCUGCUGCCCCGGGGCGCCGACCCCAAUGCUCGGUCCACUGAGGCCCUGACACCCGUGCACGUGGCCGCCGUGUGGGGCUGUCGUGGCGCCCUGGAGCUGCUGCUGAGCCGAGGGGGCGACCCUACGCUGCGAGACCAGGACGUGCUCUGGCCACUGGACUGGGCUCUGCAGCAGGGACACCAUGACUGUGCAUGCCUGCUGCGGGAGCUGGACACGCCCACCCGGACACGGAAGGAGACCCUGGAGCCAGCUGAGAAGUUACCUGUAGCCCUGGCUGGCCUUGAAUCCACCAUGGGUCGAGGACGUGUCUUUGUGAGGUCUCCUGGCAUCUUUAUACCUCCGUGUUUGUCACCGGUCUCAGAGCAGCUCAUGCGCAGAGCUGAGCUGGCAGCUGCUCGUGAGGUGGCGGUGGAGCCCGGGAGUCCAGAGGCCACUGGGAGUGAGGACUGCAGCAGCGAUGCCUCCUCUGUCACUGCAUCGGAGGACUCUCUGCAGCCCCAGCGCCCUGCGGGGACACUGGGGCCUGCAGCCAGCCUGUGGCAGUCUGGUGGGGCUGAGGCAGCUGGGAAUGGGGUACUGAGCUGCCAGCUGCAGGCCCUGACGUUGACCACAGGGGCCACCAAUGUCCCAUCCCUGCCCGGUGACGGGGACUCGGGGGCCUUGCAUCCACACGGCUCAGUGCCCCCCAUGUCCGACCUGCAACUGCUUCAGGCUUUGCGGGCACUGGGCCACAGUCCUGGCCCGGUUACCCCUUUCACCCGUGGACACUACUUGCGGCGGCUGCAGGAAGCCCAGGCUAGCCCGGAUGAGCUGGUAGUCCCGUGGCGGUCUGUUCCAGGGCACAGCCCAGAACUGGCGGAGGUGCUGAGAACAGGCCACGUUCCCGACUGCCAGGCGGAUGAGGCCGCCCUGGCUCAGCACUUUCAACGGCCGGAUCCCACGAAGAGGUGGCGGGGAGGCGUCACCAAGUCCAGCUUUACAUAUCUUCUUCUUGACCCCAGGCAGACGCAGGGACUGCCUGCCCGAGCCUCCUCCCUCACACUGUCAGAGUGUCUGCAAUGUUUCGUGGGAGCCAUCUUCUACGUGGGCAAGGGGACCCGUGCCCGGCCGGAUGCCCACCUCUGGGAAGCCCUCGGCUACCGUGAACGCCCAGGGAAAAAUGCCUGUCCCAAGGUACGCCGGAUCUUAGACAUCUGGGCCAGCGGCCGCCGUGUCCUUUCCCUACACUGCUUCCAGCACACGGUGGCCAUGGAGGCGUACACACGGGAGGCCUGCCUGUUGGACGCCCUAGGUAUCCAGACACUGACCAACCAGAAACAGGGCCACUACUAUGGAGAGGCUGCCUACUGGCCACCCACGAAGCGGCGGCGCUUGGGGGUGUAUCUGCUGCACCGCGCUCUGCUAGUUUUCCUGGCUGAGGGGGAACGAGAGCUGAGGCCGCAGGACAUCCAGGCCCGAGGCUGAGUGCUGAGGACAUGAUCGUGAAGCAUGAGCCAUGGGGUCCCCAGCUGGGUCCCCAGCUCUGGCUUUAGAGGCUUGGUGUGUGUAUGUGUGCUGAAGUGUG